This is a messenger RNA of Centruroides sculpturatus (bark scorpion), 520 nucleotides long. RefSeq lists its product as uncharacterized. The record is from RefSeq and is a predicted model, not a curated record. The transcript is spliced from 3 exons. The coding region runs from base 112 to 456 and encodes 114 amino acids. Lineage: Eukaryota; Metazoa; Arthropoda; Arachnida; Scorpiones; Buthidae.
GAUAAUUAACGGUAUAGAACACCCAACGAUAACAACUCAUCACUCUGUUAGUAGAAUAUUUUGUUAACUUAGUUGUAACGUUUGUCGUAAAUAUAUUCUACGUUCUGUACUAUGAAGUGUGCUUUAUUAUUUCUAGCUAUUAGCAUCCUGGUAACGUUGCUGAGUGCAUUUCGUAAGUCUGGAAAUAAGCCAAACGUUCGUUUCCGGGUUGUACCCAAUGUCAAUGGUAAAUGUAAAGUAAAAAAUAAAAAUCGAGAAAAUCAUGAAGUAUGGUAUAACAAGAAAAAAUGCGAAAAAUUUACUUGUAUGGUCGACGAUGAUUUUGCAUUUUUGCUUAUAAGAAGGUGCAUUGAUACUCCGAAAGAAGAAGACAUACCUCAAGGAUGCGAAUUGCUAUGUACAGGAAAAGGAAAGAUAUAUCCUGAAUGCUGCGAAUAUGUAAUUGGAUGUGAAUAGGAAUUUUUUAAUACUAAACAAUACACUAUCAUAUUUUACAUGUAAACAUAAGUAAUCAAUAAAU